CCAAUGGAGACGGAUUACGACACCGAGCUGCUGAGAUAUAUAAAGAGCCCCUUUUUGACCGCACUUGCACAUUUUUUUUCAGUGACACUUCUGCACAUGCACACACCUCCAUGGACUACAUUGCACACGGGGACCCCACAGCGACCAUCACACGCUGCAAGUGAGCUGGCUAUGCAUUCAUCAAGCAGAUAAUUUACCUUUCAAUCAAAAAGAGCUGGUCACACACUGGAACGCACUUUUUUUUGUUGAAAACUUUAUUUCAGAACCUCCUGCUGCAGAAAAGAAGAAGAAGAAGAAAAAAGCAACCCACUUCGGGCUGAUUGUGGAUUAGAUGCAUGUCAAUGAUUCGGAGGCUUUUUUAGGCUGAGACAAGGACCCGAAAGGAUAUAUUGAGGAAUAAAUCAACUGAAAGAAGCGAAAAAAAAGUUUCCUCCAUCAUCAUGCCGAGGUACAACUUCUUCCCAUGCUUACUGGCGCUCAUCUUCCUGGGACUGUCAGGGAGCGACGAGCCCAAUCUGCUGCUGCCUCCUGCCAGCGAGCCGCCCACGGACGCGGGGCUGUCUCUGCUGGACGAGGACGCUGGCUCCCACGAGUGCUCCGCCUGCGUUUGGAGGGAGCAAAGUAAGGUGCUGCGGCUGGAGACCAUCAAGUCCCAGAUCCUGAGCAAGCUGCGCCUGAAGCAGGCGCCCAACAUCAGCCGGGAGGUGGUCAACCAGCUGCUGCCCAAGGCGCCCCCGCUGCAGCAGCUCCUGGACCACCACGACUUCCAGGGAGACGCGUCGGCCCAGGACGAGUUCAUGGAGGAGGACGAGUACCACGCAACGACGGAGUCCGUGAUCACCAUGGCCUCGGAGCCGGAGCCCCUGGUGCAGGUGAACGGGAAGCCCAGCUGCUGCUUCUUCAAGUUCAGCCCCAAGCUGAUGUUCACCAAGGUGCUGAAGGCUCAGCUGUGGGUGUAUCUCCGGCCGCUGCAGCAGACCUCCACCGUCUACCUGCAGAUUCUGCGACUGAAGCCCGUCACGGAGCAGGGCAGCCGCCACAUCCGCAUCCGCUCCCUGAAGAUAGAGCUCAACUCCAGGGCCGGCCACUGGCAGAGCAUCGACUUCAAGCAUGUGCUGCAGAACUGGUUCAAGCAGCCCCACACCAACUGGGGAAUCGACAUCAACGCCUUUGACGAGAGCGGCAAUGACCUGGCCGUUACCUCGCUGCGACCCGGGGAGGAGGGGCUGCAGCCGUUCCUGGAGGUGAAGGUCCUUGAGACCACCAAGCGCUCUCGGAGGAACCUCGGGUUGGACUGCGACGAGCACUCCACCGAGUCCCGCUGCUGCCGCUACCCGCUGACCGUGGACUUCGAGGCGUUCGGCUGGGAUUGGAUCAUUGCCCCCAAGCGUUACAAAGCCAACUACUGCUCCGGCCAGUGUGAGUACAUGUUCAUGCAGAAGUAUCCGCACACCCACCUGGUGCAGCACGCCAACCCGCGCGGCUCCGCGGGGCCCUGCUGCACCCCGACCAAGAUGUCCCCGAUUAACAUGCUUUACUUCAACGACAAGCAGCAGAUCAUUCACGGCAAGAUCCCAGGGAUGGUGGUGGAUCGAUGUGGGUGCUCUUAGGCUGCAGAAGGAGAUACACACACUUACGUUCAGCCCUCAUUAAACCACCCAAAACCCCUACGGAGCUCUCCCCUCGGCACCAGAUUUCACUUUUGCUCUGCCACAGAAACAACCUGCUGGGUUUCCAUUUAUUUCCAGUAAUUAAUUUGAUUCUAACUGUAUAAAAAAAAAGUUAUAAAUGAAAACAAGAAUCAAAAAAAAAGAAAAAAAAAGAACUGAAGAUGGAAAUACAGUAUAUUAUGAAUGAUUUGAGUCUGCUUGUGGAGCAGCCUCAGAAAAGGGUGAGGCAAAAUUAUGUUAUACAGUACAUGUUAGUUUUGUGAUUUUUUUAAAAUGGCAUCUUUGUGAAGUGUCCAGGUUAGUGGAAUGUGUUGACAGGUGACAUGAGUAUAUUUCAUCAAGCAGCGUCCGCUUUUAGGGGCCGUUCCAAUAUAUUUAAUUUUCAGCUCCACAUUUACAUUCAGAAAAUAUUUUUAUCCAUUUAAGUGUUUGCAGAGAAAAGGGGGCAGGAUCAUAAUCAUUUUGCAAUUCAUAAAUUUUUACAACAACUCAGUAGCCGCAUUAAAUAUAAUAAUAAUAAUAAUAAUAAUAAUAAUAAUAAUAAUAAUAAUAAUAAUAAUAAUAAUAAUAAUAAUAAUAAUAAUAAUAAUAAUUUGGACAAAUCCAAAAUGUGUUUAUAGAUGUUUAGAGAAGAAUCUGAAAGUUGUCAAGACCCAAAACCAAACCAACUAUUAUUAACUGCUAAUAAUUGUGUAAAACCCCAGAGUAAGAUUUCUACAAAUAGCUUUGAAACGUAAUCUUGAAAUAAAUAAAAGCUAAAAGGUUAAACUGGUUAAAUUCUGUCCCCCAAAGUAAAUAAAGUCUCAAUAAAAGUAGAUAAUAUUUGAACUCAUUGAAGUCUAAAAAGAAAACAUCAUGUAGAUGCAAACGUAGGUGUAGAUUUGGAGGAUCAUGAUUUUUCAACAUUAAAUAUCAGUCAACUUCUGUUUUGUAAAACCAAGACAUGUCAUAAAUGCACUGUUUCCUUAUGUAAAGAUGGUUAAAGAUAGAUAUUUAACCACACAGUGAAAUUAACACGAUUACACAGUUCUGCUUACAGUGAGGAACUCACCAUGAGUGUGGAUGUCAUGUUAAUUUGGAGCUUAUAAAAACGUGGGAGUUCAUUAUUCCGAUCAUUAACACACAAAUAAGUGCCAAAGUUUUAAUUUGUUUUACCUGUCCAUGUAUUUUCUGUACAUGAAUAGGUGAAAUGUGUACUUACACACUAAUGUUUAGCUGAAUAUCCCUUAUCAAGAUGCAGAAAACCACACCACUCUUCUCACCACAAUCAGUGGAGCUAUUAUUUAUUUUAAUUUUAUUUUUAUUACAUUCCAGUAUUGCGGUUCGAGCCAUUUGAAAAACCUAAAGUUAGCCUGCUCUAUCCCAGAACCAGAACCAGAAACAACUCCAUGGCUUUAUGCUGCCACCACCGUGCUUUGCAGGCGGUACCUUUUCCUCAACUUUUGAAAGGAUCACCUUUACCCCUCAAAAUGUUGUCAUUGGAGUCACCUUCUCAUCUUUCACAAAAAUAAGAUGUGGGCGACAGCAAAUUCAGCUUCAAGGUGACAAACCUGGAGCUUCUUUCUCGGUCAGCAUCCUUUCAGACUGUGUUGAUGUUAAACUCUGUGAAAGGCGGCGCUGCUCUUCCUGCAUCCUCAUUUAAAAUUAGCUUGCGUGUUUCCUGGGUUGUGCUGAUGUUUUCUGACUUGUGUUCCUCUGACAGAGGCAGACUGGGUCAAAGAGCUGAGACAUGGAGAAAAUGAGUGGUGCAACAGAACAAAGAUCCAAAACACGCAUAAAAUAUGGUUCUGCAGUACACAAAGAAGGCUUACAUUGGGCUUCUGGAUUGGUACCAAAAUAUAUGAAAAUAUAUGAAUUAUGCUUAAACUCUGGGUUAAAACAACCAAUUUAAAUGAGCGCCGCCAAUUCUGCUUAGAAGAGGGGUCCAAUAUUUACCAGAAGCUCUAUGGCGAGAGGAAGCAAUAUAGUUUCUCUACAGUUUGCUGAGUGAGAUUUAAUCAAAUAUUAAUGUAGGGAUAUAUCAGGGCCAGUAAAUUCUGAGAAAAUUCACAAUAAAUGUAAAUUUGUGCACCCAAUUGUUGUUUUUAAACUUACUAAAGUUGUCUUUUAUAUAAUUGAUCCACCCUGCCAAGUGAAAAUGAUUCGUGAAAAUCAAUGUGACAUUCACGCCCACGGUGUUCAUGAAAAAUACAACUGUAAAACAGCUGAUAAACACAUUAUUUCUAGAAGUUAAACCUAUUUCUACAUGUUUGCAUCUAUGUACGAAAAAAAAAAAACACUUAAAUGACAGAAGAGCAUUAGCUACUUUACCCCUGAGUUGUUAACAUUUUUUCUUCAGUGCUAGAGUGAGCAGUACUGCUGUUAUAAAAAAUUAUUAUAACUGUUAUUACUGCCAUCACUAAAAAAAAAACAUAAACAAACCACCUGUUCUGCAACAUUUUAAAAUGAUAAAUGAAAAAAAUCAAGAUACUGGCUUUACAACCAGCUUUUGUUUAGAGAACAUAUUGGAUUGCAUUUUGAAAUGCCCCCAUCCAUCAUCAUCAUCAUCAUCAUCAUCAUCAUCAUCAUCAUCAUCAUCAUCAUCAUCAUCAUCAUCAUCAUCAUCAUCAUCGUCGUCAACGUCAUCGUCAUCGUCACAAUGGAGAAAGUAAUGUUAGUGCUUAAACAGAGUAGAUUAGUAUGCUCGAAGCUUGUCUUUGUCUCCUGGAUGUCGAAGCAAAGAUAUCCUUUUGUUAUAAAAAAACGAAAGCACUAUGCUGUUGGAUAAAGUGAGAGCCUUCUGACAUUAUAUAUAAAUGAUAUAUGUAUAUAUUAAAAAAAAAAAAAAAGGGGGUUACAAAAACCCUUUUGGGGGGCACUCUACCUUACCAACAAUAAAUUUUGCACUAUGGGACGUUCAUGGCGUGAGGAGCUGAAGUGUUGUUUGCGUUUUACCAAGCACAAGAGAGCUUGUACAGUAUAGGAUAAAAAAAUAAAAAAUAAAAUAAAUAUUCAUGCUUCUGGUGAUAAACCAUAAAGUAGAGAAGUUUUCACUUCUUUUUGAUACCAUCACUGACUUUCCUGACUUUGUCUGAAGCGGGGGCCUGUCCAUACACCCACACACUUUGAUUCGAUCUGGAACCUGGAUGUACUGUAACGGCAGCCUUAAAGGCCUCUGUUCCCACUCGUCAUGUGUGUAAUAUAUGUCUGGAUCUAUGGAAAUGCUUUAACUGGAAACGGCCCACCCAUCAACCUUAAUUUGUUAUUGUGUUAGAAAGAUUGAAAACUGUUAACUUAACGUGUCAUCUGUCUUGUAUUUUUUAUUUUUUUUGCUUUUAUGUGUAUUGUAAGUGAGAGCAGCCAUUCAAAUAAAAAUAAAAAAAAUGGGAGUAUCCAGGGAUCGUUAGCCAAAGUAGAGGACGACAAGUUAUGUGCCGUAACCUUUGUGAUUGCAGGAAUAUGCUAGAACACUUCAAAGGGAGGAAAAGGCUGGUUUAGGGGCUGUGGUUAAAAAAUAAAUAAAUAAAAAAUCAACUGAUCGGUUAUUUAUUACUUACAAUGCAUUUCCAAGUCUGUCUACCUCACUUUAGUCUUCAAGUAUUUUAUUAUUUUUUUUCUUCCAGAAAAAUCAGAGUGAACAUAAAACACAUAAAAGAGCCACAUCCCCUCCAAAAAUUUCAACGUAAAGCACAGGGUCCCCUUGCUCUCAGGUUCAGGCUAAGUUGCUAACAGAGUGACUGACGGUCAUGCAUGGUCAAAGGAAAAAAAAAAAAUAAUAAUAAUAAUAGCUGUGCCCACCUCUGGGGUUUGACUAUGUUCAAAGCUGUUGAGAGUUUUGUUUUAGUGUUUUUAAACUUGUAUGUCUGAGAGUUUUGGUUUUGUUUUCAUAUAAAUAUAUGAGAGUAACAAAUAUCUAUGUAAAUACGACCGAAAUGUUAACUUUUAUCAUGUUUUGGACAGGUUCGCCGCUUCUAACUGUCUCUCUCUUUUCCCCUUCAUACCUGUUCUUUGUGUAGUGAAAAAGAAAGGAAAUCACCCCAUCUCUGUAGUUUAAUGGAUGUGCGUAUGAAUAACUGUAUUAUUAUUUUUGCCUUUUGUUGUUUAUUUACUGUCAUUUUCUUUUGUACAAUAAAUCAUUUAUUUAGCUUAA
Messenger RNA from Poecilia reticulata (guppy), 5799 nucleotides. Its product is annotated as growth/differentiation factor 11. The record is from RefSeq and is a predicted model, not a curated record. Gene Ontology annotation, molecular function: growth factor activity; cytokine activity. NCBI's taxonomy places the organism in Eukaryota, Metazoa, Chordata, Actinopteri, Cyprinodontiformes, Poeciliidae. Gene Ontology annotation, cellular component: extracellular region.